AUGGUGCAGCGUCUCACGUAUCGUACCCGGCACAGCUAUGCCACCAAAUCCAACCAACACAGGAUCGUCAAAACCCCCGGAGGGAAGCUAGUGUACCAGACCACUAAGAAGAGGGCAAGUGGACCCAAGUGUCCUGUCACUGGCAAGAGGAUUCAAGGGAUCCCUCACUUGAGACCUGCUGAAUAUAAGAGGUCUAGAUUAUCUAGGAAUCGGAGGACUGUUAACCGUGCUUACGGUGGCGUAUUGUCUGGAGCUGCUGUCAAGGAAAGGAUCAUCAGGGCCUUUUUGAUUGAAGAACAAAAGAUUGUGAAAAAGGUGUUGAAGAUUCAGAAGGCAAAGGAAAAGCAAGCCUCAAAGAGCUAG
Messenger RNA from Prunus armeniaca (apricot), 363 nucleotides. Lineage: Eukaryota; Viridiplantae; Streptophyta; Magnoliopsida; Rosales; Rosaceae. The record is from the annotation of a GenBank genome assembly.